CCAAAAGACACUCUCCUUUUGUUUUUCUCUUUCUCUUCCUCUUCACUUACUUUGCUUUGAUCUUGCCAUGGCUACGAAACUCGAAAGCUCCUUGAUCUUUGCCCUUUUGUCCAAAUGCAGCGUACUUAGCCAAACUAACCUCGCUUUCUCUCUCCUCGCCGUCACAAUCAUCUGGCUCGCCGUAUCUCUCUUCUUCUGGACCUAUCGCGGAGGACCCGCUUGGGGCAAAUACCUAUUCCGCCGGUUAGCAUCCGGUUCUUACAAGACCGGAAACGUUAUUCCCGGUCCAAGAGGAUUACCUCUUGUUGGAAGCAUGUCACUCAUGUCAAGCACUCUAGCUCACCGCCGAAUCGCUGAUGUAGCUGAGAAAUUUGGAGCCAAGCGGCUCAUGGCUUUCAGCUUAGGCGAGACCCGUGUGAUCGUCACGUGCAAUCCCGACGUCGCCAAAGAGAUUCUGAAUAGCCCUGUUUUCGCUGACCGGCCGGUUAAAGAAUCCGCUUACUCUCUGAUGUUUAACAGAGCAAUCGGUUUCGCUCCACAUGGUGUUUACUGGCGAACGCUUCGCCGUAUCGCUUCGAGCCAUCUCUUUAGCCCGAAACAAAUAAGACGAGCGGAGGCGCAGCGCCGCGUGAUCUCGAGCCAGAUGGUUGAGUUUCUUGAAAAACAGAGUAGUAACAACGGACUCUGUUUUGUACGUGAGUUGCUUAAAUCUGCGUCGCUUAACAACAUGAUGUGCUCUGUUUUCGGACAAGAGUACGAGCUUGAACAAGACCAUGCUGAGUUACGUGAAUUGGUCGAAGAAGGUUAUGAUCUACUCGGAACAUUGAAUUGGAGCGAUCACCUUCCUUGGUUAUCGGAGUUUGAUCCUCAGAGUAUCCGGUCCAGAUGUUCAACACUCGUACCGAAGGUAAACCGGUUUGUAUCCCGGAUUAUAUCAGAACACCGUAAUCAAACCGGUGAUUCGCCUCGUGAUUUCGUCGACGUUUUGCUCUCUCUCCAUGGCUCGGAUAAACUAUCCGACCCGGACAUAAUCGCCGUUCUUUGGGAGAUGAUAUUCAGAGGAACAGACACGGUUGCGGUUCUAAUCGAGUGGAUCCUGGCAAGGAUGGUCCUUCAUCCAGAUAUUCAAUCGACGGUACAUGAUGAGCUAGAUCUAGUGGUCGGAAAAUCAAGAGCCGUAGAUGAAUCUGACUUGGCUUCGCUUCCAUAUCUGACGGCUGUGGUGAAAGAAGUAUUGAGGCUUCACCCUCCAGGCCCACUACUAUCAUGGGCCCGUUUGGCCAUAACUGACACGAUCGUUGAUGGUCGUCUCGUUCCGGCAGGGACCACCGCAAUGGUGAACAUGUGGGCCGUAUCGCAUGAUCCACACGUGUGGGUUGAUCCUUUGGAGUUUAAACCCGAGAGGUUCGUGGCGAAAGAUGGAGAGGUGGAGUUCUCGGUUCUCGGGUCGGAUUUGAGACUUGCACCGUUCGGGUCGGGUCGUCGGAUCUGUCCAGGGAAAAAUCUAGGUUUGGCUACCGUUACGUUUUGGACCGCGACGUUGUUGCAUGAGUUUGAAUGGGGACCGUCCGAUGUGAACGGCGUUGACUUAUCCGAGAAACUAAGGCUUUCGUGUGAGAUGGCUAGUCCUCUUGCUGCUAAAGUGUGCCGUAGGCGCAGUUGAAAAAUCGUACAAGAAAGUUUAUUACUGGAAACAAAUUAUUAUUAAGCAGCUUUUUUCGUUUCGCUAGAACUAACAUUUUGAUACGUGAUGUGUUCCUUUUGCCUUUUGUGCGUGCGUUUGUGUGUUGUGACUUGUGAGUCUGAGAGGAGAGUAAUGUGUUUGUUACUUUGUUCUAGGUUGUACAUAUACAUGAAAAAGUAAUUUUUAUU
Molecule: messenger RNA, 1872 nt
Organism: Capsella rubella
Lineage: Eukaryota; Viridiplantae; Streptophyta; Magnoliopsida; Brassicales; Brassicaceae
Product: cytochrome P450 78A6
Exons: 2
Coding region: 68-1663 (531 amino acids)
Molecular function (GO): monooxygenase activity; iron ion binding; heme binding
Source: RefSeq, a predicted model, not a curated record